Coregonus clupeaformis (lake whitefish) is the source of this 5200-nucleotide messenger RNA. Its product is annotated as BTB/POZ domain-containing protein kctd15. Bases 880 to 1674 code for a protein of 264 amino acids. Lineage: Eukaryota; Metazoa; Chordata; Actinopteri; Salmoniformes; Salmonidae. The transcript is spliced from 5 exons. Gene Ontology annotation, biological process: protein homooligomerization. Gene Ontology annotation, molecular function: protein binding. The record is from RefSeq and is a predicted model, not a curated record.
UUUGCAUAGGACAUUUUCACUGCAGACUUCUCCAUCUAGCCCUGUGCUAUAAUUGAAAUGGCGCGUUUAGCUGGAGGCAGGUUGUGAGGGCGCUUUCUGCAAUAGCAGAAUGCAUGUCGAUAGACGUAAUUUGGUUUUAACGGCCUACAGGACAUUUGGCGUUACUACUGGAGACAUUAGUGGAGAAAGGACAGGGAAAAAUCGCCGCAUGAAAAGUAUCCAAGGAUAUCUACAUAUUAUUAUUCUAUUUUAUUGACACUGUCAACAAGUUACUAGUGUGCCUUUUGUAAUAGCUCCAAGUACACGACUAGGGAAGCGUGCCCUGUUUUACUUAUUUAACUGGAGAAUGGAAAUAUAUGCCUAGCUGGAAAUGCCUGGGGAAAUUUUACAUCAGACGAAAUGACAAUGAUUAAAAUCUGCUUUUUUCCUGCUCUAAAUAUAUUGAGCGACGUGACACUUGCCUGAUACUGAACAGCACUUACCCGUUAUCCCCUGCAAACCAGAACGUUAAACCGUUACGGGGGCUGUAUUUCUUUUCUCCGGAAAAUACGAAAAACGUAACAUUAAUCGUUAUAUCUGGCAAUAGACAUAAUUUAUGUAACAGGGAGAGAGUAUCACUUUUUAUUUUUAAAAUCGGACUGGGUGCGAGUAGAGUUGAGCUAAUUGUAGCCUAAUCCUUGCCCCAGAGGCGAUUGGGCAGCCCGGAGCAAGAAUUCUUUUUUAGCGCUGCUCUGUUAUUUAGAGACGGGAUUAUUGGCUUUCUUCUCAUAACAGACCGGCAGUUUCAUUUAAGCAAAAAGGCACUCAAGAAGCUAAAAUACGAAGCAGGAUUUGACCGACUCAAAUAAGAACCGAAAAGGGAAAGGAGAGAUAUCUUCUAUGUAUAAGGAAGGAAGAAGCAUGUCACGCCUGUCUUUGACCCGGUCCCCGGUAUCUCCUAUGUCCACACAAGGAAUCCCUCUACCGGCUCAACUGACAAAGUCGAAUGCUCCGGUUCACAUUGACGUCGGGGGACACAUGUAUACUAGUAGCCUGGCUACUCUCACCAAAUACCCAGACUCAAGAAUCAGCCGUCUGUUUAAUGGCACAGAGCCCAUCGUGCUGGACAGCUUGAAGCAGCACUACUUCAUCGACAGGGAUGGAGAGAUAUUCCGCUACAUUCUCAGCUUCCUCAGGACCUGCAAACUGCUUCUCCCAGAUGACUUCAAGGAGUUCCACCUGCUGUACGAGGAGGCUCGGUACUACCAGCUGUCCCCCAUGAUUAAGGAGUUGGAGCGUUGGAAGCAGGAGCGGGAGCAGCGCAGGACGGCCCAGCCCUGUGACUGCCUGGUGGUGCGGGUGACGCCUGACCUGGGUGAGCGGAUCGCCCUCAGCGGGGAGAAGGUGCUCAUCGAGGAGAUCUUCCCCGAGACUGGAGACGUCAUGUGCAACUCGGUGAAUGCCGGCUGGAACCAGGACCCCACGCACGUAAUCCGCUUCCCCCUCAACGGCUACUGCAGGCUCAACUCUGUCCAGGUUCUAGAGCGUCUGUUCCAGAAGGGUUUCAGCAUGGCAGCGUCCUGCGGCGGCGGGGUGGACUCCUCCCAGUUCAGCGAGUAUGUGCUGUGUCGUGAGGACCGGCGGAGUAUGUCCAUGAACACCCCCAUCAGGAUAAAACAGGAGCCCCUAGACUAGAGAGGGACUUUAGGAGAGGAGAGGGACUAGCCACGAGGGGCUCAUCACCCCCCUACUGGACAGAACAGAACAAAUCCAAACCCUAAUAUUCCUCCACCUCACACCACAAAAAACCAACCCAGCAAGAAACACCUAAGUAUUAGCAGACGCCUGGUAACGUUGCCAGCUCUGAGGAACUCAGUGCUCUGAGGGGAAUGUAUCAAACACAAAAAAGGAAAUAAAGAAAACAAAAGUCUUUGAUUCUGUUUACUAAUAACACCCAAAGAAAUCUGGGACUAUGAUGAAGAACAAAAAGACUGAAACAGCAGCUCCAUCUCUUGAACCAUUUAAGCACCGUGACCAAUCUCUAUUUUCUCCAGUUGUAAGGCUCUCUGACCCCUUGUGAAGAGGUGUCUCCUGACCUCAGUGAGGAGCACGGCCCCCUUGCCGACCCCCCCUCGGUGCAGUGCAAGGCGGUGUGUCGUCCAGUCCUGUACGUGUCUGUGUGAGGCCCAUGUGUUGUGUGCGCCGGCCAGUGCAACUGAGUGGGGACGAGACAGGUCCAAUUUAGGGAGGCCUGGCCUGACAAGGGACAGGGCUGGCAGAGAGGAAGAGGAGGAAUCGACAGAGUCAUUCAACAAACACACAUCGUCCCGCCAGCCCAGUGGCCAUCCAGCCCACAUCGCUCUUAUAGCCAGCAACCAGGCCUCGCAGCCAAGAGAGGUCCGAUUGAUUGUCUUUCUGGUUUUCAUUGUUGUUUAUGAAGUGCAACUUUUUUCUCUGUUUUUUGCUGUUCUAUCACAAUAUGGUGUAAACAAUUAUUAAUAGGAUUGUUUUAUGUUUUUUUUCCUCCUUUAUGAAGGAGGUAUGAACGUUGUAUUCAGAGUCAUUAGGUUUGAAAGCUUGAGAGAAUGAGAAAGAGAGAGAGAGAGAGAGAGAGCGAGAGAGAGAGAGAGAGAGAGACUUGGCAGUGGCUAUAGAAACACUAUUAUGUCUGGAGGCUACGUGGCUAAAGCAGCAGUCUGGCUGGUAAUGCAUUCAGAGCUGGAGUAGGUCUCAUUGUUUAAAUGAGGCUGCAAGGGAUCCUGGCUAUUUGUACAUCUUUCAGAGGAAACAUUUGUAGCACACAUAAAAAGUGCAUUGGCGCUGUUGCAAUUAGCUGUAAAACAUAUCUUAAAUCAAAUAACAUUAACAAUGUGAGAGUACAUAUAUGUAUUAAAAAGUUAAAAGUCAAAAGGUAAAAUGAUCUGCAAUGUGAAAUGAGAAAUCUUUAUACGAAGGCUCUGAAUGUGUUGCUGAUUGGUUGUGGAAUGCCAGAAUGUUCAUAACUUGAAAACGAACAUGUGAACUGAGAUAAAUCAGUGUAUCUCCAUGUUUUUGAUGAGAUGUACUCUAAAUGCUUGAACUUUGUUUGCACUUAUAACACAUCAUCUACAAAACUUCUGCCACCCAAAACAAGUUAUUAGUAUACGUCCUGAUGACCAGUGCCAAGUCAACCCAGAUGUUAUCUCAUUGUGUUUAUAGUAAUUAGCACAUAUUAAUAUGUUGAGAGAGCCCAAAACAAUGUAAGUAAUAGCAAACUUCGGUGAUAAAGCUAAGGUGCCUAUUUGAUGAUUGUACAAAGUUUAAAAUUCAUGUUUUCAUAAUUGUUUAUUUGACACAGAAAUCACUAUGAUUUUUCAAAACUAUUUUAUACAAACAAACACAGUACAAAUAGUCUGACAAUUGAAAGAAUACCGUUCAAUCAUGGAAGCCCCUAAUGUUUGUCUUGCGGACUGUCUGUCACCUCAUUUCUAAGGCAGGAUUAUUUCAAUCACUCUUCACGUCUGCAGCAGUAUAACCUAAAAUGAAGUGUAAGCUGAGCAUCAGAGCAUUGUUUACAGAGUGGGAGGCACUUACUCUAUCCUGCUGUGAUUCCAUGGUUUGAUUCUCUACAUUUGUGGAUCAAAGAGAGAAACAAGAAAGAAAGAGUAUACGUUUUCAUACUUUCUAUCUGUGUAACUUACAGACACUGUUUCUUCCAUUCCAAAAUACUUGAUAAAAAAAGAGGCCCAUUCUGAUCUUGGUUCAGCACAGGCUAGUUAAUGAGUUUGUUUUGAAAUUUCCUAUGGUGGGUGUUUUCAUUAAACAUUACGAAAAUCUUAAUUCAAAUGGGAUGGUACUCUAAUAAUUUGUAACAAACCAACUCUCGACUUGGUCCUAGUGUCCAGUGUCCUCUCUGCGGAUGGCCACUGAUUAAACAAGCCACAGGAUUCUUCAAUCUUCACUUCUUAAAGAUGGCCAGGCUUAGUUAGUUAGUUUAGCUCCUAGAAGUCCAGAAGGCAGCACAGACCUCCUGGGGGGCCUCCCUCCCAAUCAGGCUCCUCUUUGUUCUGACCUGCUACUGGCCUGGGCCCUUGCAUCCAGUCACCUCAAAGGGAAUGGCCAACCAGGCCUUUCAUGUUGCUGAGGGAUGUGGAGCUUCAGAGCCCAGCAGGUCCCCCGGGCUCCCAUGCACUCCCAGCUCCUCAGCAAUGCCAGUAGAGACAAGGGUUGUGCCCCCCACUGCGUCAUCACAUUCCUAGACCUUUCUGUACAGAGCACCCUCCUAACAUUACCCCCAUGGCUCACUGGAUUGCACCGCACCACACUAGACCAAACAAACAUUCCCUCCCUACUUUAUGUCCUCUGGUGUCUCUAGAUUCAACUUUCCAUCUCAAGGUAACCGGCUCAGUUCUCAAUGGUUCUGAAUAGUUACAGUAUGUGGCAGCAUUUAGCUCACCUUCAUCAGUUCACGUCCUUGUUGACACAAGAGUAAAGCAACUCAACAAUACCUCUUACAGGUGGCAGGUUCUCACAGAUACCUCAUUACAUUACUGGGGCAUUUCCUCUAAUAUACUGUAUGUUUUCACACAUACACUCUCAGAAAAAAAGAGUGCUAUGUAGCACCAUUUGUCCUAGUUGGAGAACACCCUGAAAAUUGGCUCCAGAUAGAACCCUUUUGGGUUUCAAAUAGAACCUGGGUUCCAAAUAGAACCUGUUAAAGGGUGCUAUUUGGAACCAGAAAGAGCUGUAUCUGAUCUUAAAUGGUUCUAUCUAGAAACUUUUUCAGAGGGUUCCGCUACAGGGAAAAAUGGUGCCACAUAGCACUCUUUUUUUCUGAGAGUGUACCAUUUUCUUUUAGUAAUUUGUGGUCAGUAAGUUGGUAGACCAUAAUUAACAAGUCCAGAGACCAGAGGGCAGUUGUACAGUUGUUUGUAUAUUAAAUUGUUAUAAGGACUGGCUUUUACUGAGCCCUCGACCAUCUUAUUAGAAAAGAGACCUCUAAGUCCUCUCACUCACUACAAAACAAAAAAAUAAUUUCAAAUUCGCAAGCAUUAUUGUUGUGUACAUAUGAAUUAAAAACAUUUCAAAAGGGUAUACUUAAGGUACAAAAUGUAUAUUAUUUAAAAUGUUUUAAUAAUUAGACUGUGGUAUUAAAGGGCAUGUGUUCACUUACAGUGUGUCCAUUAGAUUUUUCUUGCAUAUUUGCGAUAAUAAAAGGAUGUACUGUAUAUUUCCUGCCUCG